AUGCAAGGUUAUUAUAAAAAGUAUUUAUUUCUUAAUUCAAAGAAGCUGUGGAUGAUUUUGAAGAUGAUUUUUUAGCAAUUAAAUAAAUCUCCAAGUAUCCAGAUGCCUAAUAUAGAAAGGGUAUUUUAUUUUUAUAAUUUAGGAUUUGCUUUGUAUAAUUUAAGUUCUUAGAAUGAAGCUUUAUAAAAUUACAAUCAGUAAAUCAAAGACGAACCAACGUUAUAUUAUUAUAGAGGUUUUUGUAAAUUAUUAAUAAUUUUGGUAUAAUAUUAAUCAAGAUUGGUAAAUAAAAAAUGCUUUGACAGACUUUAAAAAAUCAAUAUUAGAUCCAAGUGA
Molecule: messenger RNA, 336 nt
Organism: Paramecium sonneborni
Lineage: Eukaryota; Ciliophora; Oligohymenophorea; Peniculida; Parameciidae
Source: the annotation of a GenBank genome assembly